GUUCUCUUUUCUUUUCCCCUCCGGUGUCCGGCCCUUGAACCGCCCCAUACUCAUAUCCCCACGAACUCAGGUUACUCACCAAGUAAUGUGGAGUCGGGUGUCCAGCAGUAUUGUUCAGGAGUUGGUAAAAAGUGUACCAAUGCCUUAAUCGUUAAUAAUACAGAAGCUUAUCGGACUCCUGCUUGUUGGCUGUAGUCUCCGUUUACCCGCGAUUUGAAAAGCCUCCGUCUUCAACGAAGGAUCAAACGAAGGAGAGAAACGAUGAAGACGACUAAAGGAGGAAAAGUCAUGAAUCCCACCGACGCCUACCGUAAGGAGAUUCGCAAGAAGGAAUUGAAACGGAACAAGAAAGAAAGAAAGAAAGUGAGGGAGGUGGGAAUUCUAAAGAAGGAUCCUGAGACAAUUAAAGAGCAGAUUGAUAAGCUCGAAAUGAUGAAGGCUGAUGGUGCUCUGGACAAAGCAAGAAAACACAAGAAGAGGCAACUUGAGGAUACACUUAACCUUGUUUUAAAGAAGAGGAAGGAAUACGAAGAUAAAAUGAAGGAGAAGGGUGAGACACCAGUUAUGUUCAGCCAUUUGGGACCUCCUCGAAGAAGAACAACAGCUGAAGAAGAGAAGCGAGUCAAUCACCCUAAGCCUGAAGACUCUGUUUAUUAUCACCCAAUGCUAAAUCCUACUGGGGCGCCACCACCUGGAAAACCUCCCAUGUUUAAGUCAUCAAUAGGACCUCGAAUUCCUUUAUCAGAUGCUACUGCUUCAUCGAGUGCUGGUGCGUCUUCCUCGGAAGUAGAACCAGAGGAUGCUAAUUUAGCAGCACUUCCACCACCCCCUCCACCACCUCCUCUGCCGGAAAGUGGUGGCUCUGUACUGCCAGCCUCUUUGCCUCUACCUCCUCCACCUCCAAUCCCGCCAAAACCUGCUGUAUCCCCAUUACCUUUACCUCCCCUGCCACCUCAGCCUCCUGGCCCAUCAUAUGAAGACCAAGUUGCAAGUCACUCUCCACUUCCCCCGCCGCCUCCCAUCCAGCAAUCUGCACAGCCAUUUCCACCUGGUACCAGUAUGAGCGAAAAAGGGAGAAAUUUGCCUGCAUUGUCAGAGGAUUCAGCUCAGUUACCUACUGUGCUCGCUCCAUCACCACCUCCUCCUGGGAUGCCGGCUAAAUCAGCUGCAAAUCCGUCUGCAGGUGCUUCAUCAGAAACUGAUGCGAAUAAUAAUCCAGCAAAUAGGGAUCUCAAAAUGGCUCCCCCACCACCUCCUCCUCCGAGACAGCCAUCAGUCGUUGGGUCCUCCUUGAUACCAACAGUGCAGCCAGAUGUGCUGCCCCCAGGAAUAUCACAUUUUCCUCCACCACCACCUCCUCAAGAAGUGCGACCAUUGUUCCAGGGUGCUGCUUCAGGAUUAAUGGUCCCAGUUAUUCCAAGGCCUCCCUAUGGACCCCCUCCUGGACCUCCUCCCAUGAUGAGACCCCCUCUUCCACCGGGUCCUCCUCCUGCCUUCCUAGAAGAUGCAAGCAGACUGGCUGUUCCUCAGAAGCCAUCAUAUGUUAAAUCUGCUGCAUCAACUGUUGUUAAGAGGCCUCUAGCUCAACAUACUCCAGAGCUUACAUCUAUGGUUCCUGCAUCAGUUCGUGUGAGGAGAGAGACUGCUGCCCCAAAAGCAAAAGCAAAGCCAACGCUCUCGUCUGCAGCUGCGACCACUCAGCCUGCUCCUCCUACUAUUGUAAAGCCACAAUUUGUUAACUCAUCAUCUGCGCCAAAGGCACAGAGCAUCGACGACUCCUAUACAGCGUUUUUGGAAGAAAUGAAAGAUCUUGGUGCACUUGAAAGUUGAAUCCAGUAUAGCUGGUGAGAGGUGCACAGAAGAAUCCAGAUUCACAAAUGUCUAAUACCUUUCAGUCGAGCUGAGGAUUGUCUCCUAAAUCAUGUUGUUUUCUGUUCCUCUCAAUGGGUAAUAGACUAAUCCCUAUCGUAGGUUGCUCCAGUCUUGGACAGUAAUUCAGGAAAUUUUGUCUCCAUAAACAAUACACUUACAAAACUCGACCUAUACCCAUGAUUUCCCCUAUUUUGCACGAUCAGAUGAACAAGGCCUCUUUUGGGCCCCCAGUGAUGAUGAUGAUGAUGUCUUUUUAUCUUUCAAAUUGUAGCCCAGUACUAAUUUCUCACCAGAAUCAAGUUUACUGUGGCUUGGCAACUACUGAUGUAUCUCAAAAUUCUCCGAAGUUAUGAUAGGGAUCCUAGUAAUUGGUUGCUGA
Tripterygium wilfordii is the source of this 2251-nucleotide messenger RNA. RefSeq names its product protein EARLY FLOWERING 5-like. Gene Ontology annotation, cellular component: spliceosomal complex. The record is from RefSeq and is a predicted model, not a curated record. Lineage: Eukaryota; Viridiplantae; Streptophyta; Magnoliopsida; Celastrales; Celastraceae. Gene Ontology annotation, biological process: mRNA cis splicing, via spliceosome. The transcript has 9 exons. The coding region runs from base 262 to 1830 and encodes 522 amino acids.